This is a messenger RNA of Macroventuria anomochaeta, 411 nucleotides long. RefSeq lists its product as uncharacterized. The coding region runs from base 92 to 343 and encodes 83 amino acids. The transcript has a single exon. Lineage: Eukaryota; Fungi; Ascomycota; Dothideomycetes; Pleosporales; Didymellaceae. The record is from RefSeq and is a predicted model, not a curated record.
CCAUCUCUAGCACGACAUACAGUGGCAAGUUGACGUUUGCUCGGUCGCUAUAUCAUGCCAAUUGCUCGGCAAGAGCCGCAUCCUAUGUCUCAUGUUGAGGAGCCUACUUCUGCGCGGCAAAGUCUGGGCUACUUCCGGCCUGUUUGUGGGGUCACGUACCCCAAGAACGCUUCUGGCCUGCCUAUGUCUCUGGGAAAGAGACAAUGAGCCGACACAUGAGAUACUGCGGCCUGUCCCCGUGGUCCCAUACUAUAUCGAUGAGCAUUUCAAGAUCUGUAGUCGUCCGGGCCCGCUCCUAUUGUCCAUUAUAGUGAAAGAUACACAAACGAAAAGCAUGGUAUGAAAAUCCGUCGCAAACCUAAAAAUGCAAUAUUCGAGACAUGACAAUGGUGGGCUUGGUGGGGCAAGUUC